Messenger RNA from Prorocentrum cordatum, 910 nucleotides. The record is from the annotation of a GenBank genome assembly. NCBI's taxonomy places the organism in Eukaryota, Dinophyceae, Prorocentrales, Prorocentraceae.
CCAGCACGUUGGCAGCCUUUGGCUCGGUCGUUGGCUCGAGCCUCGGCUCGGGCUCAUGAGAGGAUGGCCUGGACGUCGCAGGUGGGCCCCCCGUUCCUGUGAGCUGGCAGGUCGCAAGAAGUCGCGUCGGGAUGGGCUGCCGCUUGACGCUUGGCCCGCGCAUAGCCGUAGACCCAGCCGUUGAGCCUGACAGUGUUAUUCGCCCUGACUCUCCACUGCCUGACAUGAUAGCCCCGCGACGUCGCCCAUGUCUUUUGCAGAGGAUAGCGGCGGGCUUCGCGGUGCACGACGUGAGGGAGCUCAACCGAGGUGGCAUCGCCAUCGGCCUGCUCCUGAUCGUGCGGGCCGCCAGGAGGGAGUUCAGUACGCAGAUGAAGACCAGAAGCAUUCAGAACGCGAUGUCCGGAGGGGGGCACAUUUGGGCAGACCUGUGCGGAGUUCAAGUUCAGCAUGUCCUUCAUCAACAGUCCGAGCUCCAGACCGCCAGCAUCUUCACGUAGAGGUGGUGGUCGGGACGGCCAGCUGGCCAUGUGCGCCUCCUGCUCCUCCCAGUAAGCCACGCCGGUUAGUGAUUGAACCUCGAAGCCCAGAAGAUCGACCAGAGUCACAGAACCCGGUUUGCCACAACAGGUGCUUUUCGGGUGACGGCAGCUCCGGUCAGUGGAGGAGGUUAACCCUAACCGGGGCCCUUUAUCAGAUCAGACGCGCACGCGUGCGGCCGCGGCCGCGGCCGCCGACGCGCACGAGCAGGUCGCCGAGGCGUGGUCGCCGAGGCCCGGCGCGCGGGCCUCCGCGGCCGUCUCGGCGGCCUCUCUGCGCCGAGAAGCGCCUUCGCUGGGGGAGCGAAGGCGCGAGAGCCGAGGGCCCCCUCCUCCUCCUCUCCUCCUCCUCCUCCUCCUCCUCCUCCUCC